Messenger RNA from Vanessa atalanta (red admiral), 3274 nucleotides. Its product is annotated as germ cell nuclear acidic protein-like. NCBI's taxonomy places the organism in Eukaryota, Metazoa, Arthropoda, Insecta, Lepidoptera, Nymphalidae. The record is from RefSeq and is a predicted model, not a curated record. The transcript is spliced from 8 exons. Bases 105 to 1808 code for a protein of 567 amino acids. Gene Ontology annotation, cellular component: nucleus.
UGUCAAAUAACACGUAACGGUUUACAAUUUUUUAAAAAAGACGUUCUGACUAAAGAUGAUUUUUUUAGAAUAAUUACAAAAAUUUAGUAACAAUAAAUCAAACAAUGGAAUUAAAAAUGGCCCAAGCUAAUCAACGAAACCGAUUUUUCAAGCUCUCUCUGAAAAAAAAUAGAAUGAAAACAUCCAACCGUGAAUCCGAUGUCGUAGUUCUCGACGAAUCAUUUGAUAAUCUACGCUCAGAAUUUAUGACUAAUGGUCACUCCAAACCUCAGAAAUAUUCUCCAAUUGUAAUCAACGAUUCCUGUGACAACUUAUUCGAUCAGUUAUUAUUGGAUGCACCAAGUAAAUCUGGCAACGUUUCUCUUAACUUGACGAAUGAUUUCACAUCACCUGUUAAGAAAGAUUCCAGACCCAGUAUAGGAGGCUGGUCGCCUGCCCAGAACAUUAUAUGUGCUACUCCCAAACAUGAGACAAUUCCUUCCACACCAUUGGACAAAGCUAAUGUGACGUCAGAACAAUGCUCUAUUAAGAAAAUACAAGAUUCACAUCAUAAGCUGCUAAGCGAUCUAUAUGGAGAAUCUUGGAAAUCAAUACCGACAUUAUUCAAAAAUUUACAACAAAAUCAUGACAAUUUAGAUGGUAUUUCUAAGAAACUACACUUUAACGAUGAAGAGGACAGUGACAAAGAGAACAUACGAUCUGAUUUAAAACGGAAUAAAGCUCUAUAUUUAACAGACUCGGAGAUUAAAAAGAAAAAUGAUUUGGUUGACUUUGAAAGAAGAUCUAAAAAGAAAUUAUACACAGAAAAGAUUCCUAGUAUCCCCGACCCUGAUCCCGAACCCGAAACACCUAAGCUUAAAUCGAUCAAAAAUAAAAAUAUAAAUAGUUCAACAAAAAAAACCAAGGCUUUAUCAGUUACCGAACUAGUAAAGGUAAUGAGGAAUGAUGUUGAUAUAAUAACAAAGAAAGUUCAAAGUGUAACCGUUACCCCUCAGAAGGCUGAAAUAAAGAGGCUUAGUUUCGUUGGAUCAUUAGCAGAUAAUGUUCCAUCUUGGAGGUGUCACGUUGAAGCAUUGCAGUAUCAUGAUAACUAUAAAAAAUUACGAGAACAACUCGCCAGACGUCUGUAUGUUGAAUUCAAUAAAACAGUAUUUGAUGAUGCGUUGGACGCCGAUAUGCCAAUUAUAUGGGAUACAAAAUUGAGGAGUACUGCCGGGACAACAACCAAUAGACUGAUAAAAACAGCAAGAGGUGACAGAAUACGUACUUCAAGUAUAAAACUAUCAACGAAAGUAAUUGACGCAGUGCAAAGGUUACGUGACACGCUCAUACAUGAACUCUGUCACGCUGCAACAUGGCUCAUAGACGGCGAGCUGAGAGCGGGACACGGGCCAUUAUGGAAGAAAUGGGCAACACGAGCGCUUAAAGAGUUUCCAGAGCUUGGUGAGAUAUCAAGAUGUCACACUAUGGAAAUACAUUAUAAAUAUGCAUAUAAGUGUACUAAAUGCGGUUACAGCGUUAAAAGACAUUCAAAAUCAAUAGACAUAACGAAAAAGUGUUGCGGUUAUUGCCGGGGAACAUUUGAAAUUAUAGUCAAUAAGAAGAACAAGGAUGGCGUUAUUGUCUCUACGCCAGCUAGAAAGGGAGGUCCGAAUGAUUUCGCGUUAUUUGUCAAACAGAACUAUGGUACCCUAAAAGAUGGUACGAAAACUCAUGCUCAAGUUAUGAAAUUGUUGGGAGAACAGUUUUCAGCUAAAAAGAGUAAAAAUCAAGAAAAGGAGGAAAUUUGUGAUUUUAAUAGUGAUUGAUAGAAAAAAUCCUUGCCAGUAACAAAAUAUUAUUCAGAUAAUAUUUAUAGUCAAUGUAUAAAGUGUAUUUGCAUAGAAAUUUAGACGAAUUCAAUUCAGAAAAAUAUUGAAAAGACUCGGAUUAUAUUUUUAAAAUUAUUAUAUUAUCUUAAAAAAAUUAAAUAAUUAAAUUGUUCUCACAAUAUUAUGAUCUAGCGUAAACGCCCAGACGAAAUCGUUUCUUUUAUCAUAUAUAUUAUUUGAACAAAUGUACUUACUAGUACAUUCCCACAACAAAAAGUACCUUUAAAUGACAACUAUACGUUAUAUCAUUCAUAUUAGGAUUAAAAGUAAUAUUAAGGGUAUAAUCCUACUAUAAAAAUGGGAUGGAACCUUAUUAAAAGUUAAAAUGACAGUACUCAACCGGGUACCGUUAGCAAAGAAGUCCUGUAAAAUAAUUAUCCGACUCUAGCAAAGCAAGUUAUGAUCUAAGAAAAUUUUGAUUAUGUAUGAUAUGUUUGUAUUUGUGUAUAUAUAUCUUCAACUAAAAAUUAUUUUGUCUUCUUCAAAUUUGUUUCACUGACUCUUUACACUCAUUAUUAAUCUUAUAACUAGAAUAUUUUACAAUUAUAUAACUGCAAAAUAAUACAGUAAGAAAAUCAAGAGGAAUAAUCCAAUCGAACUCAUAACGUCUCGAGUACAUCGACGCGAGUUUGCUCUCAGUUCAAAAAUAUAUCAUCAUAUUCUGACCUCGCGCAAUAUAUUUACAAUCAACUAAAAACUAUUGUAUAUUUUAUAUGUAAAAGAUUUACAGAUUCGAGAUUACAAUAUGAAUGUGUAAGUGUUUAAUAAUAAAGAUUUAUAAAUGGUUGUCGAUCUUGUGCGAUCACAUUAGUAGCGCUCUGAGUAUAUAUGUACGUUUAGAAAAAAAGUUAACGAUCAUAAAUCAUUUUCGAUUUGCAUUUCAAAUAUAUAAAUUGAUAUCGUAAUAUUUGAGAUGAUAUGUAUAAUGAUUGUGUAUAAAACAUCUUCAAUUUCAAGGAUAACCCUAUUAAAUAAAACCAAAGAGUCAUAAAUAUAAGAAAACUUUUCCCGCCAUUUACUAUUGUUUACACAGACCCAAAAAUAAAUAAAUUUAAGUCUGAUAAAUGCUUUGCUCGAGAAUAUUUUAUAUGUUGACAGUAAACUUAUAUUUACGCAAUUUUUUAUAAGGUAAGUAGUAUACACGAAUUUAUGAAUCCGAUGUGUUUUGUUUUUUAAUUGUAAUUAAAUAAGGUACUAAUUAAAAUGAAGUCUGGACUUUGUGAUUAAUUUUAAUUUAUAAUUGUAUAUUAUAGAAUAAUUUAUUAAAAAUAUAUUUAAUUAUUAUUGUUUUUGUAUAUUGUUAACCGUGUUCUUUAGAUGUUUAAUUAGUGCCACAUGCACACUGAAUACGAGCUAAACUUAUUUUUAGGUAUUUUAAUUUAAAUAGGAAAAUUUACAAACGC